AUGGAAAGUAGUCGCACCAACAACAAUAGUCAUAUCCCAUCAAAGGGAGUUCGCCGAACAAAUGGCGCACCCGCUUCACCGCCACGUCAAAUGAGCGACAUCGGUUGCCAAACCGACGUCAGCGAGAAACGUCAGCAACAAUGCUCGCGUGAUUGGUCGGAUUCGGGACCGGCUAGCGAUUCGCCAGGUGGUUCCGCCUCAUCGUCGAAUAAACCGCAAGCGCAGGCUCAAACGCAAGCUCAAAGAAAUUCGACUUCGAAGAAGUCUACAGCUGGCGUGAAUCCGGAUAGUGUUGCGGAUUAUUUUGCGGAUAAACAAACGGCGGCUCCUGGUUCGAAUUCAAAUUCCGGAUAUUCCUCCAAUAACAACACGAAGAAUCGAACUUCCUCAACAACCGGAGUCGUUGGAGAGGGUAAAAAAUGUGUGAGAAGUCAGCAGCCCUCUUCCACCACCACCACCAACAACACCAACGGCAACACCAAUUCCAACAAUAAUUCGAAUGGCGGAAAAUCGGAAGGACCAUCGUGGUUCGACGAGAAAUGCAAACUUCGUCUGUGCAUUCGCAGUUUUUCGCAUCUCGAUGAAACGUUGUGCUCCGAACCGAAAAUGAUCGAGGGAGUGUCGUGGAAGAUUAUGGUGAUGCCCAAACAACAUAUGGUGCAGAAACGACAGCAAAAGUGUAUGGGAUUCUUUUUGCAGUGCUCGCCGGAGAGAGCGUAUUCCGAGUGAGUUGCGAGGAAAAUAUGUUUUCUAGUAGUUUUCGACACGCUGAUCACUAUUUCGUUGUCUAAAAUUGCACAAUUCGAACCUAAUAUGAGAUAUGACGUGGCAAAGUUUGAAAAAUCGGGACUUUACGAGCUGAAACCUGAAAAACUUUCAAUAAUGAUAUUUUUCAUGCAAAUCUGGUAACAUUAGUUCAGAAGGUUCAUUUGAAAUUUGACAACAUAAUAAAAAUAUGAAGUCUUCUCAUGUUUUUUCAUUAUGUGAUCAAUUUUUGAAUGGACCUUCUGAACUAAUGUUAUCGACUUUCCUGAACAAUCCUAUGUUAUCAGAUUUGCAUGAGAAAAAAUCAUUUUGAAGCUUUUUAGGUUUCAGAUCCUAAAAUCUCAAAUUUUCAAACUUUGCCACGUCAUAACUCAUAUUAGGAGUUGAGUUGUGCAAUUUUAGACAAUGGAAUAGUGAUUAGCGGCUCGAAAACUACUAGAAAAAAUAUAUUUUAUCAAACAUCCAGAGUGAAAUCUGAAACAGUUUGAAGAAUUGCUGACUUACUUUUAUUCAAGACCAAAUAAAAUAUGCAGCGAUUUUGUUUCAAAUAUAAAACCAGAAAUGAUGGUUUUCACGUUUUGAAAUUGAAAAAAACCUUAUUUUUUUUCAAAAAAAAAAAGAAAAUCAAAAACGUGAACUAUGACGUUGCAAAAUCUCAUUUCUUUAUUUUAUUUUUUGAAAAAAAACGAUCAUUUUCACUUUCAAAAUCAGACCUAAAACUCGGUUUCACUGAAAAAUCCCCAUAAAACAAUUUUUUUUUGUAGCCAAUGGAGUGUUCACGCAAUCGCCGACAUGCGAAUGCUUUCCUAUCGAGCGUCAAUUCCGCAUUUCGCGCGACGAACGACACACACUUAUACAUCGAAAGAAAACGAUUGGGGUUAUUCGUGUUUCAUGACGUGGGCUGUAAGUGGUUUUAGAGCUGAAAAUUGGAGAUUUUUGAGGCUGGAACUUGUGAAAAUCGCGAAUUUUUAAGCCGGGAUUGACAAUAAGCUAAAAAACUUGAUCUUCUGAUCCUGAAAUCAAAAUUUCGAUAAGAAAGAAAAUGCGCCUUUUCGCAGUUUUCUUAUCUAAAAAUUUUCAGUCUGAAAAUAUUUGUUUAUCUAUUUCUCGAUGAAAAUUGAUAGUACAAAUUUUCAACCAAAAAUACUAUAAUUUUCCUCUUGAAAUUCCUUUAAUUUUUCCAUUUUCCCCCGCAAAACCUAUAUUUAUCACACAUUUUCUAUGCUUCUGAACUAUUCAACUAGGAGGUCUAUAAUUAGUAUAUCUAUACUAAAAUGUAUACUUUUCCCCUACUUUUUUUUAUCAAACACAUCUCCAUAGUUACCACGAAUAUAGGCUAUCUCCCAUUUUUCAGCAAGUUUUCAAGCACCGCCCCAGUAUCAUCAGUUUCAGAAUUGAAAAUUUAGUUUAGAAAUUUUUGUUUCAGGAUAUUUUGGACGAGAGUCAAGGAUAUAUCAAUGACGAUUGUGUGAUUCUGGAAAUUGCAGUCAAAGCUGAAGCACCCAAGAAUAUGAUGUGAGUUUGGUUUUCUGGCUGAAAAUUGGUCUGGAAAUGCACAUUUUGUUCAAAUCUUCUGAAAAUAUCCCGUUUCCAUUUUCCCCAAUAAAAAUGACAUGUGAUUUUUAAAAACAAAAAAUCCAAUUAAAAAAAUGUACACAUUUUGUAUUUUUUCUCCACAUUUUUUUUCAAUGAUAACAUCUUUUUGGUUUUAAGAGGCAAUAUUUCAUAAAUAUCAAAUUUUUCGCUGAAAACCAAAAAAUGGCUGAAAACAGGUUUUUCUGGAAUUUUUCUCUACAAUAUUCAAUAAUAAAAUGUUCUAGGAGCCACUCUGAUUUUCUGGACAAAAUCCAGAAAUGGAUUGUUUUGGCCGAUAUGCAAAUGACGAAGGGAAAUGUGGAUUUGGCGCUGGAGGCGAAUGAAAGUGUGAGUUUUUGAUGGGAAAAUGAGCUAAAAAUUAUGGAUUUUGGUCUGAAAUUGCUGCAGGAAUCCACGUGGAAUACACCUGAAAAUCUCCAUUUUCAGUAACAAAUCUGAAAUUUUGAAAUUCCAGGCCAUCAAAUUCUGCAAAGGAAAAGAUGACAACUGUCUGUUAAAACUCGAAGAUCAACGCAAAAUCUUUGUCAACGCCAAACUUGUGAGCAGUAUUCAACGAAUCGAAUCCAAAGGCAAAACGCCGGUGCAAUGCGUCGAACCGACGCACGGCAAACCGACGUCGUUGCGUCAAGCGUUGUCCGGUGCGCAAAAGACGUUGAGCGGCAAAAUUACAGCAAAAGGCGGAAAGAAGACGCGCGCUGUUGUCACUGUUCAACACAUGAAAAAUAAGAAGAAACCGUAUGAGUUUGUUUUUUUUGGGGUUUUUGAGCGAAAAACAAAGAUUUUCCACGUGGCAAAAAUAGGAGUCAAAAUUCUUUGAGGAUUUUUUCCUGAAAAUCAAUACAGAAAAAAUUGUGCACAAUUUUCAGUUUUUGAAAACUUCCACGUGGAUUUUGAGCUUCUAAACCAUGUUUUAAAAUUAAUUCUAGAAAAUUUUUGACUAAAAAUCCACGUGGCAAAAAAAGAGCUAAUUUUAAAAUCAAAAUUUGACUAGGAUUCUUUUCCUAAAAACAGUGUGUAAUUUUCAACCCAAUUCAAAUUUUCAACAAAAAGGAGAAAACAUUCUGCAAAAUUAAUCCAGAAGAAUUCCACAGAAGUUUUCAAAAUUCUUUGAAACAGUAAUUUUUGUUGCGAUUUUCGAACAUUUUUUCCCAAAUAUAUAGCUGUUAUCAGAAAAUUUUGAAACAGUAAAGAAUUUUUUCCAGAAACAAUAGUACAAAUCAGCAACGUGUCAGCAAUGGAAAUUCCACAGUCAAAGAUCUCGUCGAAAUUCGAAAAAACAAUAAUAAAUCUGAAGCGGCCGCAUCAGCCGCAGCUUCAGCAUCAGCAGCCCAAAAAGAACCUGAGAAAACGGAGAUACAUCCGUCGCUUGUUAAUUACAAGAAACCAACAGUCCCACCGGGUCAUGUUUGUGAUGACAGUUGUAGACGACGAGUAUUGGGUGAAUCGGAUGAGGAGGGAUUUUUGUCAGAUGAAGAGGAAUUUGUGUAUCAGAAAUAUGAGGAUAAUGAGGCAAAUGAUCGACGUUAUGCUAGUGAGUUUUGACUGAAAAUUUUGGAUUUCAAGCUUAUUUUCAGUGAAAAUGAUGAAUUUUGAGACAAAUUUCAUAAAAAUCUGAAAAUUGUUAGUUUUUCCCACAAUUUUCAUAUUUUUUUCAACUAGCUAUAUACACUACAAUUUUUUUCGAGAAAUUGUAGUUUUAAGCCUUUUUUAAGGAAAUUUUUACUAUACGAAAAUGAACUUUUGAGAAUUUGUUCGUGGAGAAUUUUAAGGCAAAAAAUUGACGCGAAAGUUCAAAUUCAAAUUUGAAAUCUGAUUUUUUCGCGCCUGUAAACCUAUUUUCAAAAAAUUUACAGAAAAUGCUGAAAUUUUAUGCGCAAAAAAAUCUUUUUCAAAUUUUUGAUUUUUGGCCCCAAAAUUAUUUAAAAUUGCUUCAAAAAGAUAGAAUUUUCAGUUUUCAAUUUGAAAUCCCAAAAAAAACCUUUUUCACUCAAAUCUGAAGUGCAAAAAAUGCUAAAUUUCCUCCAGAAAACUCAAUUUUUUUGCAGAACUCAAGUCCUACCCAAAUCCACCCGAAGAAAUGUCGGACGAAGACGAAGAUGAAAUCUUUGGCGACGUCGAAUGUCCACCAGAACACGCCAUUUCAGCCCUCAACAAUGGUCAAUGCCCGGAGCCCGAAUUUAUCGAAGAAGUUGAAGACGAGGAAUUUGGCGAUGACGAUGAUGACGACGAAAAUCGAUGGGAUGAAUCAGGAAUCACAACCGGAGACAAUGAAUUGUUGUAUCAAGGGGAGAAUAGUAAACAAGUUGUGAUGUGUGAUCGAGUUACCCAAACUGAAAAUGAUCCAGAGCAACAAAUUGAGGAAGAAGGUGUUCAUGACACGUCAUUUAACACAAUUGAUUUGUUCCGAGAUGAUAAUCAGGAGGAAGAUGAUGAUGAAGAAUUGCAUAAUGAUUGUCCGCCUUUCAAAAGAAUUCGAGAGGAUUUGGACCUGGCAGCAAGGCUUAUCGGAUCAGCGACAACCAAAAAUGGAGAAGUUCAAUUUCCAAAUGUUUUGCUGUCGGAUAGCAUGGCUUGCUAUAAUUAUAUGUUUUCGAAAAAGUAUGGAAGUGAGAGAGGCGGCACAAAUAGUGAUAGUGAUGAGCAACAACAACAGCACAGCCAUAAUCAUUAUACACCGUCUAUGGAGUUUCAUGCAAAGUGGAUGGAUGUGAGUGCGGGAAGAUUUUUGAGACUUUUGGUGUCAAAAUUUGCAAAAUUUGGAAUUUUUGAGAUUCUGAGGUCAAAUUCUAUGAAAAUUUGACUUGAAUUCAGAUCUGAAAAUUGGCUUGCUGAAAAUUUUAGGUUUUUAAUUCCAGGUUCUAAUAGUUUUUGAAUGAUUUAGAUUUUUGCCCAACCAUUUUUUCAGAGCGAAAUUGUUCAAAAAUGUUAAUUUUUUUUUUUCCAGACGAUACCAGAGCAAAAUUUUAUUGUAACAGAUUAAUAAAAAGAAUUUAGUUCUCAGAAAUUAGUUACGUCCAAUGCUGUGCUUGAAAACUAGGAUUUUGGAUGGAAAACUAGGUUGCCCUUGCUUUUUACCCUAAAAGUUGCAUUUGAAGUCGAAUUUUGACCUCAGAAUGCCCUAAAUCGAAAUUUUUGCGAAUUUCAGGUCUAAAAAAAAUCUGACCGAUGUUGUAGUUUUUCCAGAAUGUCAAAACAUCCGGCGACGUCACCAAACUCAUCAACGCCCAAAUCAUCACCAGCGGUUUCGCCGAACUCAAUUUGGACGAUUCCGGUGAAUCAGUGGAAGCUCAAAACGGCGACGAAACUCCGGAUGAAGGUGCCGAACAUGAACAAGUGGUCAAAUACGACGCCAAGUUGCUCAAAGACUAUUUCAAUGUGGAAGGCGCGAUUUUGCAUGAUUUGAAGGAGGAUAGUGUUUUGGGAAGAUUGUCGGAUGAUGAUCGGAAGGAUAUUGUUGAUGAUCUAAGUGCAAAGAUCAGCCCAUUGAUUGUCACCCUUGAUCUUGAUUUUCGUGACAGUUUCUGCUCUGCACAAUUGUUUUUGGAGGAAUCGAAAGUUUUGUAUUCUGAAACACAGACAAUGUUAGAUGUUUGCGAGAAGAUUCGGAAUAAUCUGGAGGAUAAAAUCUAUCCAUUGAUUGGUGAGGUGAAUGGAAUUGAUAAAUCUAGUUUGCACACGAAAUAUCAACAAAAGGAGAGUACGACUACUACUACGACCACUACCAAAGUUGUGACAACUAGCGCUGCGGCAACAUCGGGAGCAAAGCCCAAAAAUCGACAUACGAUUAUUGCGCGACGAACUCGGCAGGUUUUCACGCGGAAUUCGGUGAAUCGAAACGAGGAGGCGAAUGAGCCGGCGAAUUUUGAGUUGCCUGUUGGACCUGUCAACACGUUGACCGAUUUGCAAUUGAAUUUGAGAAAUAUGAAUGAGUGGAUGAGUGUGAGUUUUCUAGAUUUUUGGAAUCAAAAUUAGCCGAAAACUAGGAUUUUCACCUUAAAAAGCCACAUUUAUGAUGAAACAGUGAAAUUUUUGCUGGAAACUGAAUAGAAUUUUUCUCAUGAUUUUCAAGAGAUUUUCACCUGAAGUUCUUGAAAAAAUGACAAUUUUGAAACGAAGUUUAUGUCUUCUUAAUAUUUUUUUAGCUGCUGAAAUUUCAGUCGAAGUUGAAAAUUGGCAGAUUUUUAUGAAUUUCGGGUGAAAAUUAGUGAUUUUUUCAAGAAUUUCAGCUGAAAAUCUCUUCUUGAUUUUUGAGAAAAAUCACAAUUUCCAGACCAAAAACGUGGCAAACUUCGAAAAAUUGGGAUUUUAAGAGCUGAAUCCUGUAUAAAGCUUUGAAAAUGUUUUUUUUUAAGUUUUUUCCCAAGUUUCAGCUUCUAAAAUCUCGCGUUCGUCGAAAACUACUAGAAAAUUAAUCUGAAAUUCAAUUUUUAACCCGAAUUUGUACUAGAAUCGACCUGGAAUUUAAAAAUUCAGAAAGUUUUUUUUUAUGACUGAAAUUAUUUUGAAAAUCGGGCCUGAAAAUAUCUAGAAAAAUUGUGCUUUUUUUUAGAUCAAAAUUAAAUUCAGAAAAAAAUCAGGUAAUACCCAAAAAAAAUAGGUUUAUAAUUUUUUUCAAAAAAAUUUCUCAUAAUUUUCUUCUUCAGACCCUCGUCCAUCGACUUCGUAUGAGUUCGAAAAAAAUUGCGUCAAUCAGUUGGUGA
Messenger RNA from Caenorhabditis angaria, 7061 nucleotides. The record is from the annotation of a GenBank genome assembly. NCBI's taxonomy places the organism in Eukaryota, Metazoa, Nematoda, Chromadorea, Rhabditida, Rhabditidae.